CCUCUCGUCCGCGCACCGGGGCCCCUGGACCCUCUCUACGGCACCGUGCGCCGCUUCCUCUCCGUGGUGCAGCUCAACCCCUUUCCCGCCGAGUUGGUAAAGGCCCUGCUGAAUGAACCGUCCUCCGUGAAGGUGGAUGAGGUGGUGCGGUACGAGGCGGGCUACGUGGUGUGUGCUGUGAUCGCCGGCCUCUACCUCCUGGUGGUGCCCAUCACUGGGCUCUGUUUCUGUUGUUGCCGCUGUCGCCGGCGCUGUGGAGGCCGAGUGAAGAUGGAGCACAAGGCCAUGGCCUGCCAGCGAGGCAUCCUCAUGGUCUUCCUGCUGCUGACUACCCUCGUGCUGCUGAUCGGCAUGGUCUGUGCCUUCGUCACCAACCAGCGCACGCAUGAGCAGAUGGGCCCCAGUGCCGAGGCCGUGCCGGAAGUUCUGCUCAGCCUCCGCGGACUGGUCUCUGAUGUCCCUCAGGAGCUGCAGGCAGUGGCACAGCAGUUUUCCCUUCCUCAGAAGCGAGUCUUGGAGGAACUGGAUGGUGUCGGCAUGAGUAUUGGGAACACGAUCCACACCCAGCUCAAGAGCACGGUGUAUGAGGUGCUGGCCUCAGUGCUCAGCCUGGGCCAAGCCCUGCAGGUCUCCGUGGACCACCUCCGAGCCCUGAAUGCCACCUCCGUGGAGCUGCGGAAGGGGCAGCAGGCCCUGGGGCCGGCUGUCCGGGGGCACCAGGAGCGCCUCCUGGCCCUGCUGCAGGAGUCCAGCUGCCAGGGCUGCGCAGAGGCCCUCAACAGGACUCGUGCGCUGAAGCUGGGAGCCGACUUCAGCCAGAUGCCCCCAGUGGACAACGUCCUGCAUCGGCUGAAAGAUGUCCCAGAGGCUAACUUCUCCAGCAUGGUCCAGGAGGAGAACAGUACCUUCAAUGCCCUCCCGCUCUUGGCUGCCUUGCAGACGGCUGACGUGGUCAGAGAGCUGAAGAAGGUGGUGGCCCAGCAGCCUAGAGGGCUGAGGACACUGGUUGAAGCAUUCCCGGGCUGGGAGGCGGCUUCUCGCUGGAGCCAGGCACUGGAGAAGGCGGAACAGGGCAGCCGCCCCUACCUGAAGGAGGUGCAGAGAUACGAGAAAUACAGGUGGACUGUGGGCUGCGUGCUGUGCUCCGUAGUCCUGCUUGUGGUGGUCUGCAACCUGCUGGGCCUCAACCUGGGGAUCUGGGGGCUCUCUGCCAGGGAGGACCCUGGCCACUCAGAAGCCAAGGGCGAGGCUGGAGCCCGCUUCCUCAUGAUGGGUGUGGGUUUCAGCUUCCUCUUCGCCGCACCCCUCAUCCUCCUCGUCUUCACCACCUUCCUGGUGGGCGGCAACGUGCAGACACUGGUGUGCCGGAGCUGGGAGAGCAGAAAGCUCUACGAGUUUGCAGACACCCCAGGGAACUUGCCCUCGUCCAUGAACCUGUCCCAGCUUCUUGGCCUGAAGAAGAACAUCAGCAUCCUCCUGGCCUAUCAACAGUGCAAGCAAGGGGCUGCACUCUGGAAAGUCCUGCAGCUCAAUGACUCCUACGACCUGGAGAAGCACCUGGAUAUCAGCCAGUACACCACCAAGCUGCAGCAGGAGCUGCAGAAACUCAAAGUGGACGUGAAGAAUCUGGACCUGCUGAGCCCAGCUGCCCGCCAGGACCUGGAGGCCCUGCAGAGCAGUGGGCUUGAGAACAUCCCCUACCCUGGUUUCCUUGUCGAGAUCCAGAAGCCUGUGGUGAACACCAGCAUGGAGAAGCUGGCGCAGGAGCUGGAAGGACUGUCCCAGACCCAGGGCAAUUCUAUGCUGGGGCAGCAACUGCAGAAGGAGGCCCAAGGGCUCAGAAGCCUCCAUCAGGAGAAGGUCCUCCCCCAGCAGAGCCUCGUGGCCAAGCUCAACUUCAGUGUCAGGGCCCUGGCAUCCUCUGCCCCAUAUCUCCAGCUGGAGACUUCAGGUGUCCUGGACAAUGUCACUCACCUGAAAGGAGAGCUGCCUGCCUGGGCCACCAGCAUCCUGAAGAAUGAGAGUGAGUGUUUCCUGACCCGGGAGGUGGACUACUUCUCCCAGUACGUGGCCUGGGUGAGGGAGGAGGUGACCCAGCACAUUGCCACCUGCCAGCCCCUCUCCGGAGCCCUGGACAAUGGCCGAGUGAUAUUGUGUGACAUGGUGGCCGACCCCUGGAAUGCCUUCUGGUUCUGCCUGGCGGGCUGCACCUUCUUCCUGAUCCCCAGCAUCAUCUUUGCUGUCAAGACCUCCAAAUACUUUCGUCCCAUCCGGAAACGCCUCAGCUCCACCAGCUCUGAGGAGACUCAGCUCUUCCACAUCCCCCGGGUCACCUCCCUGAAGCUGUAGGACCCCAGUGGAACAGGGAUAUUUGCUGCAAAGUGAUGCCUGGGGCUGCCUGCCUCCCCCACUGACUUGACCUGGACCAAAAGACUUCUGUCGCUUUUGCUGUCAGAGCCCAGGCUGGCAUCCAGGCCUGGACUGUCCCCAACUCCAGUGACCUGACCCCAUCUUGCUGCUCCCUUUGCACCCCCUUUCUGCUCCUGACCUCCUUCAUUCAUUCUCAAAAACACACUUCUGCUGAACUGCAGAGCCAACAGGUUCUGCUAGAUGUCUAUCCCUUAUCCUCCUUGCUGUAGUCUAUCAGCACCAGGUAGAGCCUGUUCUCCACCUACUGGAACCCUCAGCCCCUUAGAUGGAACAGAGGCCCUGCCCAACCCCACUCUGUCCCAUCUGCCCACCCCCUGCCCACACCUCCCCCGUGCCUCUCUAACCUCCUUGCCCCUUUUCCUCAUCUUGGCCUCCCCAGCCCUUACAUCUUCCCCCUGGGGAAGUCCCUUGUCCCUCUUUGUCCCCUCUUUACCUUAUCCCACUACCUGCUGGCCCCCACAGAGCCCUUCUGCCCAACCAAACUAAUCAGGUGAAGCCACCAAACAGGCCAGGGGCCAUUGUGGCCUGGGCCUGGGCUGGCUGCAGGCUCUGCCUCAUGCACCCCAAGCCCUCCACUGCUUGGGGACCGGGACCCUCCACAGGCCCGGGUCUAGACUUCUGGUCCCUGGUGGGUGAGGGAGGCCUAAGUGAAGCCUGAGCCCCCGCCUGCACCUUGGGUUGGAAACCACACUGCUGCCCCUCAGCUCCUCUCUGAGCCCUGGCUCCCUAGGAAGGGACCUGGGGCAUGGGCUGGAGCAGGGUGUCCCCCUCAGCUCCCCAGAAGCAAGCCUCUUCAGCAGCGCCACCCAGCUUUCCCAGGAGAGAUGCAGUGGCCACAACAGGAUUUUGCACUGUGGCCCUCACUCCUAUCCUAUGUGCGUGGCCUAGGGUCAUCCCUGGUCUAUCCCUGUGCCCUGUCUCCAUGCCGGACCCUGAGUUCCAGAAAUGGGAAAGAGGAGGAGAGAGAGGAGACGGAAGGACCUCACAUCCAUUAAAGUGUUCUCACUUGGCUAAGUCUUGGCCUUGGGUCUUUUAGCUCUUCCAGGCUAGGGCCCUGGAUGUGGUUGGUGUUAAAUGAGUGUGGAGAGGAGAAUCCCAGGCCUCCUCUAACCGUAGGCACCCAGUGACACCCCAGCAACCUGCAGGUGGGGAGUGGGGCCCACUCUGGGAGAAGGAAGACUGGGGUUCACAUCCUGGCUCUAAUGCUUGGUAACCAGGGCACCUUGAAGAGUUUCUUGGGUCCCCUAGACCUCUUCAUCUGUAAAAUAGGGAGAAUAGUUAUAGCCACAUCAGAGGGUUGUGAAAAAUGUGACAGUGUUUGGAAAUCCUUUGGCAGGGGCUGGCACGAAACAAAUGCUCAGAUGCCGCUCUUUUUAUUUCCUCCAUGACUAUUCUGAGCAGAGCUGGGUCUGGGCAGAUACAGGGGAAGAAGGAGAUGGAUCCCUGUUCAAAGGCACAAAGCCUUUUAAGAUUAUAUGAAUUUGAAUUUCAGGGGGUAUCUAUGUUUAAUUGCAUCUUACAAACCAGCAACAAAUUUGCUGCUAAAAUUAGGAUGGUGCCUACACAAUGUGUUGUCACCAUUGCAAGUACUCUCAGACAGGCAUCCUUGAACGUAGUACAGUCGCCUCUUUUUGGCUUUUCCCAGAGAAAUUUUGACUUGCUUUUCAUCGGAUGCCCUGUGUGGGGAACUAUAGCACCCUGCAUCUGAAGAAUGAAAUCAGUGGGAUUAAAAACAGAAAACCAUUAAAAAAUCAUUUCCAGUUCUGUAUCAGAA
Messenger RNA from Vicugna pacos (alpaca), 4204 nucleotides. RefSeq names its product prominin 2 (gene PROM2). Gene Ontology annotation, cellular component: cell surface; cilium; apical plasma membrane. The record is from RefSeq and is a predicted model, not a curated record. Gene Ontology annotation, molecular function: cholesterol binding. NCBI's taxonomy places the organism in Eukaryota, Metazoa, Chordata, Mammalia, Artiodactyla, Camelidae.